Molecule: messenger RNA, 1208 nt
Organism: Rhopilema esculentum
Lineage: Eukaryota; Metazoa; Cnidaria; Scyphozoa; Rhizostomeae; Rhizostomatidae
Source: RefSeq, a predicted model, not a curated record
CGUUUUUCAAUUGUACUAUCGAAAUCCAAACCAAUUACAUGGAAUUUCGUGAUAAAAUCUUUUAAUAAAUGUAAUGCUUUUAUCAUUUGCAGAUGAUCUUCUGUUGAAUGUUGACAAGCUAACCAACAUCAACCAUCCAACACAUCAUCAACGUAUCAAUGCCAACUUGCUCCAACUGAACUACAGAAAUUUCUGUUUUCGCAUGAUAAAACAACUGGCAGGAGAAGUAAAUGAGAACGCACAUAAUAUAUACAAACAGCUGAAAGGAAAGGCAAUAAAACCAUGGCUUAAACACAUUGCAAAUGUCAUGAAAAAGAUGGUUUGGAUGUGGGGCAAAUUUUUCAACGGACUUGAAAUUUUGGAACAGCAAGAUAAAGGUGGCUGCCAAGAUAACAUGAUUCUCUUCAACAAGUUCUCAGAUUAUGAAAUGAGGCAAUAUAAGAAGCAUAUUGGCAUUGCAACCAACGAAAUACGACGCUUGCUCCCAGAAUGCAGUGUGAAAGCAAAGGAAGAAAACCACGCCAAACUGAGAAAGCUUGAGGCAAAACUUCUGGAAACUUAUGGAAGGAGAAGAACUGGUUCAAGCAAACAACCUGACCAGAUCAACGAAAUGCAGGAACAAUUCACAAAACGAUAUACCUCGAGAAAGGACAAUAAACUAACAACUGACAACUAUUGUCACAAUCAAUUAGCAAAUUUAACUGUCUCUAAACCAGUUAACAAUCCUUCAAUCAAUCGUAAACGAGGCAGAUCUGAAAUUGAGUCUGACACAACACCCCAGGAAUAUCAUUGUCCUAAGAAAGUUCGAUUUACUUUUGAAAAUUGCCACUUACCCCAGAAAAUAGCUGCCCAUGAGCCAUGGUUGAAAUUAACAGAAAAGUUUGUGAAUAGGUCUUACAAAUCUCGACAUACUUUGCAAGGCAAAGUGAGAUCUAGUUGCACCAAAAGGGGUUAAGCUGCUAGAUUUUUGUGGCAGAAGAGAAAGGAGAAAAACCGAUAUUUCCUAUACUUUUGACCUUCUAUCAUUAAAUUGAAAAUAAUGCUAGUAGAAUAAAAUGUAAAUUUAAAGUUUAACCAGUUUUCAUUAAUCAAAUCCAGUAGUAUUGUAUGUAAAUAUAUCUUAAACAUACAGUGGAUUGAACAGAAAAUUCUGUGUUUUUAAUCAGGCCUUCAUUCUGACUAAAAAUAUGAUAUUUGAAAAAAAAAUU